UGUCAAUCUAUGUAUUCACACCACAAUCACAAGAAGUAUUAUGGAUUACACUAGCUGAUUAUGUUUGUGGCUGGCAAAAACUUUUUGGAUAUGAGAUUUUAAUACUAGUGGUAGGCAUAAAAGGAACAAGAACCAAAAUUUAUAUUAAUAACCAUGACUUUAAAUCUGUAUUAUGUCAACCAUUUAUGAAAUAGUCAUGGCCUCAAGAAGGAGGAAAAAAUGAAUGCUCUUCCAGUUAACAAGCACCUGUGGGCAAUUUGUAACAAAUUAGGGAUUAUGUGAAAUCAUCUACUAGUCUCUUUAAUAAAGCAUAUGUCUGGUAUGGUUCCUUGUUUAUUUGCAUAUCUUUGCCACUGUGUUUCAUCCAAGCUUUAUGUGACUCACAAUAAAAAAUAAAGGCAGUUUGAGUGAAUAAAUAAUAUUUAUCUGUGUGUCUAGAUCUGAUGGUAAGGAAAAAUGUGGUUUCAAUGCAUUUUAGUAAUAAUAUUGGAAGGACUGUAGAAGCAGGAAAACGAGAAAAGUAAGACAAAAUAUCUUUAUAAAAUACACAACAAGCUUGGAAAGACAUGUUUUGUUUGUAAGAAUGAACUUUCACAUAAUAUGUAUUUCCCCAAAUACAAGUAUCAAGAGCUUAUCAAUGAGAAGGCUAUUCUAUAAUUGUGAAUUGUUAUAUUAAAUAAAUGAUCAAUGGGUUUCACAGAGCAAUUUAUUCCAUUCAAAUUACAAUCACUUGUAAUCAAUGAAAUAUCCCUUAUUUCUUGUUUAGAGGGGAUUCUGCCACUCCUUAAUCCUGAUACCGAGAAGGCCUUCUGGAGAGAAACCAUACAUCUAACGUGGUUGUGAGAAGAUAGGAUUCUCACUUCCUUUCUGCGGAUGUCCCAGCCAAGCCAUAUUUGGUCCCAGAGAGAGAGGUCUCCAUGUAGUAGAAUUGUAACUUCUCUACCACCUGCUUCAUCUUCAGACAGUGAUUCUGGCUGUGCCCUGGAAGAUUAUCCAGGUCCAACCACUGAAUUUCCUCCAUCAGAUCCAGUAAGAUGCUUUCAGGUAUUACAAAGCAGUAGCUCAUUUUCAUCAGCUGUGGUACCUGCUGCUAUUCACAAUCAGCUCCGUAUUAAAAUUCUCCUCUACCAGCUGCCUCCACAAGACUGUGAUGAGAGAUAUUGUCCAUUCAUCGGUGAAGAGGAAAGAAAGCAACUCCGUACCUUUGCUGCAUGGCGGCGACAGGAAUCGCUGGGACAGGGAGUUUUACGUCAUCUGCCUUUCACAGCUCAAGAGUACCUAUGCAGAAAUUGUGAUAUGAAUAUAAUCAGAGGAGACCAAGGUGUAUUUGCCUCUAAGCUGGGCGAACAGUGCUGGUGGCAUCCUACCUGCUUUGUCUGCCACAUUUGCCAGCAACCACUCAUAGAUCUAAUUUACUUCCAUCGAGAUGAGAAGAUUUUUUGUGGUCGGCACCAUGCAGAAUUUUUCCGCCCUCGCUGUGCUUCAUGUGAUCAGCUGAUAUUCACCUCCGAGUGCGUGGAGGCAGAAGGCAUGCGCUGGCAUGAAGAACACUUUUGCUGUCUCGAGUGUGACUUGCCCCUGAGCAUUCAGCAAUAUGUGAUGAAGGGUGGACAACCCUGCUGUUGUGCUUGCUUUGAGAGUCUUUAUGCAGAUAUCUGUCAAGCCUGUGGAGAGAUUGUUGGUGUCAACAGUAAACAGAUCGUACUACAAGGUCAACACUGGCACAGCAAAGACUCGUGUUUCUGUUGCAGCCUUUGCCGUAAAGCACUGCUGGGUCAGCCCAUCACCAUUCACAAUGGUCUUCUCUUCUGCUCUGAGGCCUGUAGUUUGGAAAAGGAAUCAGCUUUGUCUUCCAGUGGCUCGGAUUCCUCUGACUCUGCUUUCAUCUCUGCCCCAUCCCCGGACUCCACCCCAAUUUCAAGAGCUAGAAACAGCAGCCCUGACGGCUCCUCUGAAACUACAAGACCGCAAAGAAAUGGCCGUGAAGAAAGGGCAGGUGCAGUUGUGACUGAAAGGCUUCACUCAUGUGGGAAUUCCUCAGUGUAUGCAGAGUUUAACAGCCAGGAGGAAUCAGUUUCUUUCAGAAAUAGAAUUAUCACCCCACAGCUUCAUAUAUUUGAGUCAUUGACUGUUUCACCUCAAGAGGAUGUACAAAUCUCCAUCUCUCAUCCUAUGGACACAGCUUGGAGCACCACAGUUGUGAGGGAUAAUCGCAACUUGGAAACAUAUUUUCAAGAAACAUCUCAGCCACAAGCGGACUUCCACUUCAAAAGCAGGCACUCUGUAGCCUCACAGGCAUCUGUAUUAAUUAUGGAUUUUCCAGACAGAAUACAUGAAGGCAGCACUGGGGAACAGGAAGCUACUGUGGAACAAGAUGAUUCCAAGUACCUCACUUGCUCAUCCUCAUCCUCUUCUGACUCUGAGCCAGAAGGUUUCUUCUUUGGGAAGCCAAUUCCAAAGCCUGGUUCCAGAUGUGGAACUUUUGCCAACAUGGAGCAGGAAACACUUGGGAAAGGAAUGGGGUGGGCUGCCAGAGCAAGAGUCAACAGCAAACACUGUAGUAUAUCCUAGCAGACAGGCAAUGAUCAGCCAUCUGAAGAAGUAAAGCAAAUGGGGAAGACACAGUAAUGAAAGCAGAUCACCUUCUGCAAUGAAUAAAUUAAAAUUAGUAUCAGAAACCUGCUCAAAGAUGCACGCGUGCAUGCAUAAAUAUUCCAUUCUCUUCCUGCUGCAAGGCUGAUAAUUCUAAGUCCAAAAAGCAGAUUAAAAAAUCAGCAUUUGUUUUAUAAUUUUGGAUGCCAGAUAAUUAUUUCUAACGAGUCAGCACAUUUUUAUUAAAUCAAAGUUAGUUACCAUCUUGGCUAGAAGAAGACCUCUAAACCACUUUUAUUUGGCUCACUCAAGAGUUUAAAAUUAAUUCUUAAAUUUUCUUCAUCACAUAAGAUAGCUGCUGAAGAAAGAAAAAAAAUACUACCUGCUUCUCAGACUAUAAUCUAUAUUACUGUAUUUAGUUUUGAUGAUAUUGGGGAAAAGUUACGGUAUUCAACCUUGGCUCUGACAAGUACCAGGAAUAUUUCAGGUUGACAAGAUGAUUAUUCCAAGUUUGCUCCGAAGAAACAAACCACUUAAUGCUCUUUCACCUGUCAAGGAAACAGGCUUGAUCUUAUACUUGUUUUCUGUACUUAAGAUGUUUUUCCAAAACAUUCUGCUACAGGACUUAUUUUCAUGCUGACUCAGAUUUCCUAUCUCAGCAUCACAUACAGCCUCAUUUGAAUGUCUGCAGCUGACUCCCACACUCCAUCAAGACUGUUAAUUAAACACACACUUGUGGUCGGAACAUUAAGUCAAUGUAACAAACGGGGGCCUCCUAUAGCAGCAGUACUGAUUGGAUGUUGCUUACUAUAUGUUAUUACACAGAUUUGUAUGUUCUGGAAGUUAAUGAAAUAAAAUACAAUUUCUCAAAUAA
Messenger RNA from Pantherophis guttatus, 3466 nucleotides. The record is from RefSeq and is a predicted model, not a curated record. Lineage: Eukaryota; Metazoa; Chordata; Lepidosauria; Squamata; Colubridae.